Messenger RNA from Dryobates pubescens (Downy woodpecker), 2291 nucleotides. It is a transcript of the gene ST3GAL3, whose product is annotated as ST3 beta-galactoside alpha-2,3-sialyltransferase 3. Lineage: Eukaryota; Metazoa; Chordata; Aves; Piciformes; Picidae. The record is from RefSeq and is a predicted model, not a curated record. The transcript is spliced from 13 exons. Gene Ontology annotation, molecular function: sialyltransferase activity. Bases 464 to 1723 code for a protein of 419 amino acids.
UUUAAGCUUGGUUCUUUAAGGGGCAGAAUUAAAGAUGGAGACUUCACUCAGUUUGUUAUUUUUGAGAGGCUGUUUUCACAGUGUGCAGCCCAGUACCUAGGCAGUGGCACUAGAUUCCUUAGUGACUGCUGUCUCAAGGAGCAGGUUGGGUAAAAUGUUAAGAGGCAUUGUGAAAUACUUCCCUGAUCUCCCACUCAAACCAGCUGGGAUGCCAGCAGGCACCACUUGGUUCUGUGCUUUCUAUUUCACAGAGGAGUAACCUACCGAGAGUUGAGACAUCUGCUCCUGCAGCGCUUGCCAGGGCUCAGCAAACCUUGCUCCCUGCCACCAGCUUGAGCAUCUCUCUCCCCUUUGAUGGGGCCUGCAUCUGGCACUGGAUGGGUGACGUGCACAUGGAGCAGUGUGCUGUGAAGAGGAGGCACUGUCUGCCCAGGUCAUGUAGAAGAGCAGAUUUAAUGUGAAGAUGGGACUGUUGGUGUUUAUGCGUAACCUGCUGCUAGCACUCUGCCUCUUUCUGGUACUGGGAUUUCUGUACUAUUCUGCUUGGAAGUUGCACCUUCUCAGAUGGGAGGACUCAAAUUCAGUGGUUCUUUCCUUUGACUCCGUUGGACAUACGAUAGGCUCAGGAAGGAGAGAGAGAAAAACUGUGGCUAUUGUGCUUCCACUGCCCAUCACAUCUCACCUUGCUGCAGACCCAGGAAAAGAGAGAGCCCAGAAAGAAUCCAAAGAAACAAUGGCAGCUCCAGGCCCAGCCAUUCCUAAAUAUGACAAACUGGGCUUUCUCCUGAACCUGGACUCCAAAUUGCCUCCAGAACUGGCAUCAAAGUAUGCAAAUUUCUCUGAGGGAGUGUGCAAGCCUGGUUAUGCAUCAGCGCUCAUGACUGUCAUCUUCCCUAAGUUCUCGAAGCCGGCACCAAUGUUCUUGGAUGAUUCCUUCAGGAAGUGGGCACGUAUCAGGGACUUUGUACCCCCCUUUGGAAUUAAAGGACAAGAUAAUCUGAUCAAAGCCAUCCUGUCAGCAACCAAAGAUUACCGUCUAACUCCAGCUCUUGACAGUCUCAGCUGCCGGCGAUGUAUCAUUGUGGGAAAUGGUGGAGUACUUGCAAAUAAGUCAUUGGGGUUAAAAAUUGAUGACUAUGAUGUUGUUGUCAGGCUGAACUCAGCUCCAGUGAAGGGCUUUGAAAAAGAUGUGGGUGGCAAGACAACUCUACGGAUCACAUAUCCUGAAGGUGCAAUCCAGAAAAUGGAGCAGUAUGAGAAGGAUUCCCUGUUUGUUCUGGCGGGAUUCAAAUGGCAGGAUUUCAAGUGGCUGAAAUACAUUGUUUACAAGGAGAAAGUGAGUGCCUCUGAUGGCUUUUGGAAGUCAGUGGCAACCCGCGUCCCAAGAGAACCUCAUGAGAUACGUAUCCUGAAUCCCUACUUCAUCCAGGAGGCAGCUUUCAGCUUCAUUGGGCUGCCUUUCAACAAUGGCCUGAUGGGCAGAGGGAACAUCCCCACCUUGGGAAGCGUAGCAAUAACCAUGGCGCUCCACAACUGCGAUGAGGUGGCAGUGGCAGGGUUCGGCUAUGACAUGAGUUCACCCAAUGCACCGCUGCACUACUAUGAGAACAUCAAGAUGUCUGCCAUCAAAGAGUCCUGGACGCACAACAUCCAGCGGGAGAAGGAGUUCCUGCGGAAGCUGGUGAAAGCUCGAGUCAUCACUGACCUGACCAGUGGGAUUUGAGUGGCUGCAGCCACUGCCUCUAAGGGAGGAGAUGAAGACACACACUGCAGCUCUGGGAGCAGGCACUGGCAGCCCCCUGCAAGAAUUCCACCUCACUGAAGACACAGAGAUAUGCCCAGGUGCUCUGGGAAGACGCUCUCGCAUUGCCAGGCUGUGCAAGGGUUGCAGGAUCUGCCGCCUCCAGUCCUGGAACCGGCAGGAGGUGGACAAGGGGCUGAAGGGUCAGUUCUUGAACUCUCCAUCACAGAUGGAUCUUUUGUGUCCUGAAUUAAGCAGGAAAGACUCAGGAGAGAGAAGAGGAGUUUGUGAAUAAAACAAUAUGUGCCAAAUGGGAGGGUGACGCUGCUCCGAGGCAGCAGUGCCUGAAUGUACAAAGUAGUAUUUUUUAAAAGAACCUCUGCUGGAAUCACACUCAAGAUACCAAGGUGCAAGGCCAAGUCUGCUUGUGCACAGCCCUGCAAAAAGCCCAGCCUCUCCACACUCCAUGUGCAUUGUCACUGGCCUGAGACCUUCCCCCAGGAAAACAAAUCCAUCCAAACCUUUGGUGUUGUUAGUGCUGCUAUAAUUC